This is a messenger RNA of Penicillium verrucosum, 378 nucleotides long. RefSeq lists its product as uncharacterized. The transcript has 2 exons. The record is from RefSeq and is a predicted model, not a curated record. The coding region runs from base 1 to 378 and encodes 125 amino acids. Lineage: Eukaryota; Fungi; Ascomycota; Eurotiomycetes; Eurotiales; Aspergillaceae.
AUGCAUCCUGCAAGGUCACCACUGGAGACAAUCAUCGCCCAAAUUUAUUCCAAAUUCACUAUCGUUCAACGUGAAUGCCACCGAAAGGACACCAUGCUUCACGGCAUGUCCCAGUAUAUCAAAGCAAUGCAGCAGCGAAACUGCAAACUUGAUGAGAAAUUGAGAGUCGUGGAGGCUCAGGUGGGAAAGCCUGCAGAUGUAAAAGCUCAAUCGUAUUGGGCUCGGAUCUUACACCUUCAAAAUGAAACCUAUCAGAUUAUACAAAUCAAGCAGGACGGCCUUGGGCCUAAUUCCUACGAGGGAGUCUUCGGCCCAUCUUUAAGUAUGUCUUGUACACUUGCAUUAUCACAACAACCGAUUUUCGGACAACGGCUAUAA